CACAUGUAAGCUCUUCCUCCUUCCUCCUCUCCCCUCCUUUCCCCUUGUCAUCUCCCCACCUCCCAACUGGCCAACCCAAAUGGCCGCCGCCUCUCUCUCCUCCCCCUCCACCUCCCUCCUCUCCACCCCCAUCCCGCCCACUCGCUUCUUCUCCCGCAACCCCAAACCCACCGCCCGAGUCCUCAACCCCAAGACCAAAAAGCCGCCGCCUCUCUCCUGCGCCACCGCCUCCCCCACCGCCGCGGCGUCCAAGGCGGGGUCCUGGAGGGAGCUAUGCAGCCUCAACUCCUGGGUGGUGCGCGAUUACCGCCGCCUUGUGGACUCAGUCGGCGCGCUCGAGCCGGCUCUUCGGAGGCUCUCCGACGAACAGCUGAAGGCGAAGACGACGGAGUUCCGGGCCCGCCUGGCUCUCGGGGAGACGCUCGCCGACGUCCAGGCCGAGGCGUUUGCCGUGGUGCGGGAGGCGGCGAGGAGGACGCUCGGGAUGCGGCAUUUUGAUGUUCAGAUAAUUGGUGGUGCUGUGCUUCACGACGGGUGCAUUGCAGAGAUGAAGACGGGUGAGGGGAAAACGCUUAUGUCCACACUGGCGGCUUAUCUCAAUGCGCUGACAGGGGAAGGGGUUCAUGUGGUGACUGUAAAUGAUUAUUUGGCGCAUCGUGAUGCUGAAUGGAUGGGCCGUGUUCAUCGCUUUCUCGGUCUUACUGUGGGUCUAAUUCAGGCGGGUAUGAAGUCUGAUGAGAGAAGAGCCAGCUACAGAUGCGACAUUACAUACACUAACAACUCGGAACUUGGAUUCGACUAUCUUCGUGACAACCUAUCUCGAAAUAAAGAACAGCUUGUAAUGAGAUGGCCAAGACCAUUCCAUUUUGCUAUUGUGGAUGAAGUGGACUCAGUGCUUAUAGACGAGGGAAGAAAUCCAUUAUUAAUAAGUGGAGAGGAUAAUAGAGAUGCAGCCCGGUAUCCAGUUGCUGCUAAAGUCGCAGAACUUCUUAUGGAGGGUGUUCAUUACACUGUUGAGCUAAAGGGCAAUAAUAUAGAUCUGACAGAGGAUGGAGUAGCACAUGCUGAGAUCAUUCUCGGGACAGAUGAUCUAUGGGAUGAGAAUGAUCCAUGGGCAAGAUUUGUGAUGAAUGCUUUGAAGGCCAAAGUGUUUUACCGUAGGGAUGUCCAGUAUAUCGUUAGGAAUGGAAAAGCUAUCAUAAUUAAUGAGCUAACUGGCCGAGUUGAACCAAAAAGAAGAUGGUCUGAUGGUAUUCACCAAGCAGUAGAAGCAAAAGAAGGCCUAAAAAUCCAGGCAGACUCAGUAAUUGUGGCUCAAAUCACAUAUCAGUCACUGUUUAAGCUUUAUCCUAAGCUUUCUGGGAUGACAGGAACUGCUAAGACAGAGGAAAAGGAAUUUUUAAAGAUGUUUAAGAUGCCAGUUAUUGAAGUGCCCACGAACCUUCCAAAUAUACGAGUGGACUUGCCUAUCCAAGCUUUUGCAACUGCAAGAGGCAAAUGGCAAUAUGUGCGGGCAGAAGUAGAAUCUAUGUUUCAAUUGGGCCGUCCUGUUUUAGUUGGAACUACAAGUGUUGAGAGUUCUGAAUACCUGUCAGAUCUACUUAAAGCUCGUAAUAUUCCUCACAAUGUCCUUAAUGCGAGACCAAAGUAUGCUGCAAGAGAAGCUGAAAUAAUUGCACAAGCUGGAAGAAAACAUGCUAUUACAAUCUCAACUAAUAUGGCUGGCAGAGGAACAGACAUUAUUUUAGGUGGUAACCCUAAAAUGCUUGCAAAAGAAAUAGUAGAAGAUAACAUACUUCCAUUUCUGACCCAUGAACCCCCAGAUAUUGACAUGGAAGGGGAAUCGUUAUCCCACAAGGGUCUCUCAAAAAUAAAACUUGGGCCAUCGUCGCUAGGUCUGCUUGCCAAAGCUGCAAUCAUGGCAAAAUAUGUUCACAAAAGCGGGAGAAAUGAAUGGUCCUUUGGGAAGGCAAAAUCCACUAUUGCCGAAUCUAUAGAAAUGGGUCAAACGAUUGGGAUGGAGAAACUACAAGAGCACUUGGCUGAAGAGUCUGAGAUGUACCCUCUUUGUGAUGCAAUAGGACUUGCUUAUCUCAGUGUCCUAAGGGAUUGUGAAAUUCAUUGUUCUGCUGAAGGUGCUGAGGUGAAGACAUUAGGUGGGCUCCAUGUAGUAGGAACUUCUUUGCAUGAGUCGCGUCGAAUUGAUAACCAAUUGCGUGGCAGAGCGGGCAGACAGGGUGAUCCUGGGUCAACACAGUUUAUGGUGAGCUUACAGGAUGAAAUAUUCCAGAAAUUUAAUUUGGACACUGAAUGGGCUGUGAGGCUUAUAUCAAGGAUAACAAAUGACGAAGAUAUAGCUAUUGAGAGCAAUGUUGUUGUAAAACAGCUUCUAGGCCUUCAAAUCAAUGCAGAGAAAUAUUAUUUUGGAGUAAGGAAAAGUCUUGUUGAGUUUGAUGAAGUCCUGGAGGUCCAAAGAGAGCAUGUAUACAACCUUAGGCAGGUGAUAUUAUCAGGUGACUCUGAAAGCUGCAGUGAACAAAUUUUCCAGUACAUGCAAGCUGUAGCCGAUGAAAUUGUUUUGGUAAAUAUUGAUCCCCAAAAGCCUCCCAAGACAUGGAAUUUGGCAAAGCUUUUGGAUGAGUUCGUCGGUCUAGGGGGGAAACUACUGGGUGAAUCAUUUAAGGGCAUCCAAGAUGAAAACCUACAAUCAGCACUUGAGCAAAUGCAUGGUUGUGGUUUGGUGAAGGCUGAUAGUUUUGCUCUUCCAAACAUGCCCGUGCCACCUAAUUCAUUCAGAGGGAUCCGAAAGAAAACAUCGUCUGUAAUGCGGUGGAUUGCCAUUUGUGUUGAUGAUACAUCAAAGAAAGGGAGAUAUACAAACACUGUCAAUCUGCUUCGCAAAUAUUUUGGAGAUUUUCUAAUAGCUACCUACUUGAAUGCUGUGCAAGAGUCCCGUUACGAUGACGCAUAUAUAAGGGGAAUCGAGAGGGAAGUACUUCUGAAGACUCUUGAUACUUUAUGGAAGGAUCAUUUGGUAAACAUGAACAAGCUUAGUUCUGCAGUGAAUGUUCGGAGCUUUGGACACAGAAAUCCUCUAGAAGAAUACAAGAUAGAUGGCUGCCGCUUCUUCAUCUCAAUGUUGAGUGCCACGAGGCGACUGACAGUGGAAUCCCUGCUCCACUACUGGUCAUCUCCAAUGGAAUCUGAUGAGAUCUUCAACACAGAGGAUUAAUAGCUGAAAAAAUUAUGUUUCUCCUGAUGGAACACGCUUUUGUUCAGGAAUGAACAUCACCUUAGACUCAUACGACUCCCAUAUUGUGCUGUCGUAUGGGCGGCAUAACGCAGGAGUCUAGAUAGUUUAGGCACUAACAAGUUUAGCAAAAGCACAACAAUACAUAGGAGUUAGAGGUCGUAUGUUAACUCUGUUAAAUCAUAACUUGAUAUGCCAAUAGUAACAUCGCUCUUGUGCUAUGCUGGCUGCACCUUCACAUCUUAAUGCAUAAGAGAAUGGACUAUCACUGGGUUCUACUGAUCUUGCAUCAGCAAUACGAUAGUGUGGCGUGUAACACUGUCUAAGUCAGAGCUUGAUUGCAUGUUACAGCUUGGAACUAGAUCCAUUUCAUCCACAUUGUACUGUGGUCCUUAGCAUGAUACAAGUCCACUCUGUACCUUUUCUGUGAGUGAAGUAUCUGCCGACCAUUGUCUGAA
Messenger RNA from Phragmites australis (common reed), 3708 nucleotides. Its product is annotated as protein translocase subunit SECA2, chloroplastic. NCBI's taxonomy places the organism in Eukaryota, Viridiplantae, Streptophyta, Magnoliopsida, Poales, Poaceae. The record is from RefSeq and is a predicted model, not a curated record. Gene Ontology annotation, cellular component: membrane; chloroplast envelope. Gene Ontology annotation, molecular function: ABC-type protein transporter activity; ATP binding. Gene Ontology annotation, biological process: protein targeting; protein import. The transcript has 30 exons. The coding region runs from base 80 to 3232 and encodes 1050 amino acids.